Molecule: messenger RNA, 736 nt
Organism: Neomonachus schauinslandi (Hawaiian monk seal)
Lineage: Eukaryota; Metazoa; Chordata; Mammalia; Carnivora; Phocidae
Gene: RPL10
Product: ribosomal protein L10
Exons: 7
Coding region: 36-680 (214 amino acids)
Biological process (GO): translation; ribosomal large subunit assembly
Cellular component (GO): cytosolic large ribosomal subunit; ribosome
Molecular function (GO): structural constituent of ribosome
Source: RefSeq, a predicted model, not a curated record
UCCUUCGGCGCGCCACUGAAGAUCCUGGUGUCGCCAUGGGCCGCCGCCCCGCCCGGUGUUACCGGUAUUGUAAGAACAAGCCGUAUCCAAAGUCUCGCUUCUGCAGAGGUGUCCCUGAUGCCAAGAUCCGCAUCUUUGACCUGGGGCGGAAGAAGGCAAAAGUGGAUGAGUUCCCACUAUGUGGCCACAUGGUGUCAGAUGAAUACGAGCAGCUCUCCUCUGAAGCCCUGGAGGCUGCCCGUAUUUGUGCCAACAAGUACAUGGUGAAAAGCUGUGGCAAAGAUGGUUUUCACAUCCGAGUGCGGCUCCAUCCCUUCCAUGUCAUCCGUAUCAACAAGAUGUUGUCCUGUGCUGGAGCUGACAGGCUGCAGACAGGUAUGCGGGGUGCCUUUGGAAAGCCCCAGGGCACAGUAGCCAGGGUCCACAUUGGCCAAGUCAUCAUGUCCAUCCGUACCAAGCUGCAGAACAAGGAGCAUGUGAUUGAGGCCCUACGCAGGGCCAAGUUCAAGUUCCCUGGCCGCCAGAAGAUCCACAUCUCCAAGAAGUGGGGCUUUACUAAGUUUAAUGCGGAUGAAUUUGAAGACAUGGUGGCUGAAAAGCGGCUUAUCCCAGAUGGCUGUGGGGUCAAAUACAUCCCUAAUCGUGGCCCCUUGGACAAAUGGAGGGCUCUGCACUCAUGAGAACCUCGGCACUGCCCCCCCCGACUCAUGCACACCAAUAAAACCUACUUCCUGUC